AUGGCCGAUUCUCCAACAUUGAGCGUUACUCUACUGGGCGCGGGCCAGGAGGUCGGAAGGUCGUGUUGUGUGUUGCAGUAUAGAGGGAAAACAAUUGUCUGUGAUGCAGGCGUUCAUCCAGCGUAUAGUGGAAUGGCGUCUUUGCCUUUUGUGGACGAGUUAGAUUGGAGCACUGUCGACGCAAUCUUGAUCACUCAUUUUCAUCUUGACCAUGCUGCUGCAUUGACAUACAUCAUGGAAAAGACGAAUUUUAGAGAUGGGAAGGGAAAGGUCUACAUGACCCAUCCCACCAAAGCAGUUCAUAAAUUUAUGAUGCAGGAUUAUGUUCGUAUGAGUACCUCUUCCACAGAUGCUUUAUUCUCGCCUCUCGAAAUGACGAUGUCUCUUUCGUCAAUCAUUCCUGUUUCUGCCCACCAGCUCAUCUCCCCAUGUCCAGGUGUUACUUUUACGCCUUACCAUGCUGGACACGUUCUUGGCGCCUGCAUGUUCCUCAUCGAUAUCGCUGGUCUAAAAAUACUAUACACAGGUGACUACUCUCGUGAAGAAGAUCGUCAUCUUGUCAGCGCAGAAGUGCCACCUGUUCGUCCCGACGUAUUAAUCGUAGAAAGCACUUACGGCGUACAGAGCUUGGAAGCGAGGGACGAGAAGGAAGUACGAUUCACAAGUUUAGUACAUUCCAUAAUACGACGGGGGGGACAUGUGCUAUUGCCAACGUUCGCGCUGGGUCGAGCGCAAGAACUGUUGCUUAUUCUGGACGAGUAUUGGAAGAAGCAUCCCGACCUUCACAAUGUUACUAUCUACUAUGCGUCAAGUCUCGCACGCAAGUGCAUGGCUGUCUAUCAGACAUAUAUACACACCAUGAAUGCGAACAUCCGUUCAAGAUUUGCAAAGCGUGACAAUCCAUUUGUCUUCAAACAUAUUUCCAACCUUGCUCAGCCAAGGGGCUGGGAGCGCAAAAUUGCAGAUGGACCUCCUUGUGUUGUAUUAGCUAGCCCAGGAUUUCUGCAAUCUGGUCCAAGUCGAGAGCUAUUGGAGUUAUGGGCACCUGAUCCCCGCAAUGGCCUUAUUGUCACCGGUUAUUCGGUUGAGGGUACACUGGCUAGGGACAUCAUGAACGAGCCUGAUGAGAUUAUGUCGCUGAAGGGCAACCCCAUACCGAGGAAGAUCUCGGUUGACUAUAUCUCCUUCAGCGCACAUGUGGAUUACACGCAAAAUUCCGAUUUCAUCGAACAAGUGAAGGCACAGCAUGUCGUCCUGGUUCACGGAGAACAAACAGCAAUGGGUCGUCUUCGUGCGGCGAUGACGUCUCGGUACAAGGACCGAGAUGAAGAUGUAAAAAUUCACACACCUCGUAAUCUAGAGACUCUGGAGCUUUCCUUCAGAGGUGAACGGGUAGCCAAAGCUAUUGGUACUUUAGCGAACAAGGUGCCUGAGCCGAACAGUAUUCUAUCGGGCCUACUAGUAUCGAAAGAUUACUCGUAUACGCUCCUAGACCCGCGUGAUCUCAAGGACUUCACAGGUCUAUCUACGUGUACGGUGAUGCAGCGACAGAAGAUCGUCUUGGGAGUUGGUUGGGAUCUCGUCCGAUGGCAUUUAGAUGGAAUGUUUGGUAGCGUCGAAGAGGGACUAGACAAGGAUGGCGUGCCGACCAUGCGGGUGAUGGGUGCGGUCGAUGUAAAACUAACACAGCAGCAUGAGCUUACCCUGGAAUGGGACUCGAGCGCGAGCAAUGAUAUGAUCGCUGAUUCUACUCUAGCUCUUAUCACCGGUAUCGACAAGAGUCCAGCAUCUGUCAAACUAACAUCACAACCCCAUUCGCACUCGCACCCACACGCAGAAUCGCACGGUGAGUCCUCCGUGACGCGAAUACAGCGUCUUGCGUGGUUCCUCGAGGCCCAUUUCGGAGAAGUAGAACUCCACAUGCCUGACGAAGAAGACGAAGGGCACGAGCAAGGAGAUGAUAGCAACGAGCCGUCUCUCCUUGUGCGAUUGGACGAAGCAGAUGCGCAGAUCAAUCUACUUUCUUUGGUUGUGACUAGUACGAACGAUGCAUUAAGAAAGCGGGUCGAGGCCGUGCUUGACAUGGCGAUCUCAACUGUCAGUUCUCUGACAGAGACCUUCGUUUCUGGAGUUCCUUUGUCAGGUGACGAGGCUGUUUUCAAGAUGGCACAGAAAGACGUCACUACUCCUGUUGAUGAUGGUAACGCCCCGUCUGAUGAAACGCCUGUCCCCGACGAUAUCAUCUAA
Messenger RNA from Serpula lacrymans var. lacrymans S7.9, 2247 nucleotides. RefSeq lists its product as uncharacterized. Gene Ontology annotation, biological process: mRNA 3'-end processing by stem-loop binding and cleavage. Gene Ontology annotation, molecular function: 5'-3' exonuclease activity; RNA binding; RNA endonuclease activity. Gene Ontology annotation, cellular component: mRNA cleavage and polyadenylation specificity factor complex. The record is from RefSeq and is a predicted model, not a curated record. Lineage: Eukaryota; Fungi; Basidiomycota; Agaricomycetes; Boletales; Serpulaceae. The transcript has 11 exons. The coding region runs from base 1 to 2247 and encodes 748 amino acids.